AUGUUGGCCGAAGAGACUGGCCUUGCCAAACUUUUAACAAACUUUCCCGUCGGAGGAAUUCUGCCCAAGGAUGAGACUGGAGUCGCGCAACUACUCGCCGAGAAACCCUACCUCGACGGGCGAGGACAAAUCGUCGCUGUCUUAGAUCAGGGCGUAGAUCCCGGCGCAGCUGGCCUCAUCGUCACUUCUGAAGGAAAACCAAAGGUCAUUGACGUGAUCGACACUACUGGCUCUGGAGAUGUGGAUACGACCUCUGUGGCGAAAGUCGAAAUCGCCGAAGAUGGCUCGAAGUUCCUCACUGGCCUUACUGGCAGAAAACUGGUCCUUCCCGCCGAAUGGAAGAACCCGAGCGAGAAGUGGAACGUAGGAGUUAUCGACUUGACAAAGAUCUUCCCAAGCUACCUAAAGAACCGAAUGAACAAGACCUGUAAAGACGAGGAAUGGUCGCCAGCUUACAACAGCGCGCUCUCGAACGCACAGGACAACGUCAACCAAACUACGAGUUUGGACGUUACUGUCCUCAAGAAUCAGAUGAAAAAAGAAAGCGCCAAGGAAACGUUGGAGGCGCUGAAAAAGCUCAACUCAGGAUGGAAGAACCUGAGCUUCAUCGCCGACGUCGUCGUCUGGAACAAUGGAGAGGAGCUUGUCGCCGUUCUUGACUCAUCGUUUCGCGGCGACUUGAGCUCUUGCAAAGUGAUGCGUGAUUACGCCACUGCGCAAGAAUGGCACAAGCUCAGCGAGGAGACUCAGCUCAACUACAAUUUCAAGAUUUUCGACGACAAAAUGGUCCAGGUCGUUUGCCCCAGCGGCUCUCACGGCACCCACGUCGCCGGAAUCGUCGCCGCAUAUCACCCAGAUGAAGAGGACAAGAAUGGCAUUGCUCCCGGUGCGCAGAUCAUUUCCGUCAAGAUUGGCGACUCCCGAUUGAAUACCCUUGAAACGCAGGCAGGUUUCAUUCGAGGCCUCCGAGCGGCUGUUCGUGGCGGUGCUUCCAUCGCUAAUUUCUCCUAUGGCGAGCCGGCUAAAUAUCCAAUGAAGGGCGCUUCAGCGCGUGAAAUCACAGAGUGCUAUCUCAAGCAUAAAAUGCUCUUCAUCACAUCGGCUGGAAACUCUGGCCCCGCUCUUACAACAGUCGGAGCUCCAGCUUCUAUUUCCGAUCAUCUUCUUUCCGUCGGUGCUUUUGCCGCGCCCUCCUCCCACUUGCCAUGCUAUUCGUUGAAGGAACAAGGUCACGAAAUCAACUACACGUGGUCCUCUCGCGGCCCCACCCAGGACGGAGGUGUUGGCGUCAACGUUUCAGCUCCCGGUGUUGCCAUUACCGCCGUUCCCACCGCCACGUUAAUGAAUAAUCAAUUGAUGAACGGGACUUCAAUGGCGGCUCCCUCUGCUGCCGGCGCCGCUGCUUGUAUUCUCAGCUCGUUGAACGGCGAAGAAUGGACCCCCGCUGGACUGAAGCGAGCUAUGGAAAAUGGCGCACGAACGAUUCCAGGCGCUGAGAAAGAAACCCAAGGACGUGGUCUCAUUCAGGUCCCCAAGUCUGCCGAAAUCAUUAAAAACGUUGAUUCCGCGCAUUAUCAGCUGAAAGUUUCCGGUGGAAAGCGUGGCGUUUAUCUUCGAGAACCAUGGGAAACCGAAGAGAUUCAGACGAUUGCCAUGUCCGUCAAGCCGAGUUUUGUUCACCAAAAACCCAAGUCUGAAAUUGUCGCCUUCGAAAAGCAUUGUCUCAUCAAGAACCCGGCGAAAUCUUGGAUCCGGGCUCCUGAAUUCAUUCAUCUGAAUUCCGGAGAGAAGCACUUCUCAAUCGAAGUGGACCCGACGCGUCUUCCAGCCGGAGAUUACCGCUCGGCGCACCUCACCGUCGUCGAAUCCGGCAACGAACAAGAGGUGCUUUUUGUCAUUCCUGUGACAGUUGUCAAGCCACUCGAGCUCGAUCCAGGCGCAACCAAACAAAAGGAGCUCAACUUUUCACCUGGACAAAUUGAGCGUCAAUUCUUCAAAGUCCCAGUCGGUGCUAGCUACGCGAAGGUCACUGUAGCUGCUACUGGAUCUGAGACUGGCCGUUUCAUGGUCCACGUCGCCCAGCUUGAAAACGAGAAGCACUUUGAUGUAAAAACCGAAGAAAAGUUCUACUCACUCAACUCCACUGAAGCACCAAAAGUGUUUGCUGUUCCAGUGAGUGAGUGUGGCACAGUGGAGCUUACUCUCGCCAAGUUCUGGUCGUCGCAAGGACAGUGCACUGCGCGCUGGUCGAUCGAGUUCGGCGGCCUCUCCGUGACUAGUCCGACGGAUCUAGCUCAAUGCGCCAAUGAGUUCAUCAUCAAGUCCCCUCUUCCCGAAAAGAUCUUGCCAAAGGCAACUUUCGACCAGCUCGUCAUUCCCAUGGCGCCGCAGAAUGUUUCCAUCUGUCCGAUCGAGUCACUUCCAUACGAUAAACCACUGAACGAGGCCGAGCGAACUUUCCUCGCAAAAAUCGACUACUCCUUCUCUCUCGGCUCCAAAAGUGAUAUCACGAUGAACUGCCCAACCCUCGAAGGGCUCCUCUACGAGUCCGAAUUCUCGGAAACUCUCAUUCAUGUCUUCGAUUCGCACAAUAAGCACGUUUUUACGACAGAAGUUCUUAAGCCAUCAAGCUGGAAGGUUAACCUUCCAAAGGCUGACUACAAGGUGCAAAUGCACAUCGCUGGCACGAAUUACACGCUGCUGGAAUCUCUGAGCAAAAAUCUACAACUUGAUGUUCUCCAAAAACUCUCCAAGCCAGUUGCCGUCGAUGCGUUCUGGAAGCAUAUGGACGCACUGGCGGGUGCACCCAAGGCAAAGGACAAAACUCUAAAGCCUAACACACCCGUAUCGCUGUACCUGGGCCCUGGAAUGACGGAGCUGGAUCAGUCCGACCUUGCCAAGGCCGAAGGCGGUCGAUACUUGAAGGGAUCACUCACCAUCCUCAAGGAUGACGUAACCAAGAAGGUCGAGAAACACAGCAUUCGAAUGAGCCUUCGCCCGCGCGCCAAGUCCAAGACUGACGCCCCGCCAAAAUCUGAAAAGGACAAUUCGAUCGAAACAAUCGAGCGCAACGCGAAUGUCAGCUGGGUCAAGGCUGGCCAUGGCGGUUCCGACUACUUUAAAGUUGCCGUCGAGAAGUACCCCGAUCAUGUCCCUCUCCAUCACGCUAGGUUGCAGUUUUUGACCAAAGAGUCCAAGGUCGGAGCCCCUGUCACCACUGACGAGGUUGCCAAGCUCUGCGAAGUCAUCGAGCAACUUGUUGAUUUGAAAACAGCCAUUUACAAUAGCUCCAUGAAGGGCAAGCUCACCGCUGAUGAACAGAAACUGGUAGAUGCGGCUAAAGAAGAAAAGGCGGCUCUUCAGCUUGCCACUGUAACGAAGAUCAGAGCGAAGCUUAGCCAACACGAGAAGGGUGGCGAUGACUCGGCCGUGUUAGAGCUACUCAAAAACCUGUUGAGAAUGAAUGACUUCAUCGCAGAGGGCAAAGACAAAGAAGUCCUAAAGAUGAAUGUAGAAGUUGGAAUGCGACUGGGAUUCCCUGGCCUUUCACUCAAGGCUGUCUCGAAGCUAACAGCCGACAGCGACUCAAAAGACCUUGCAAAAACGUUAGCAUCACUGUAUUCGGACUUGGGAUGGGAUUUUGCUGCAACGAACCAAGAGCAGAAGAUCGUCGCCGACUUCCCUCAUGCCCAGCUCUUUCUCUAA
This is a messenger RNA of Oikopleura dioica, 3705 nucleotides long. NCBI's taxonomy places the organism in Eukaryota, Metazoa, Chordata, Appendicularia, Copelata, Oikopleuridae. The record is from the annotation of a GenBank genome assembly.